Messenger RNA from Strongylocentrotus purpuratus (purple sea urchin), 2726 nucleotides. RefSeq lists its product as uncharacterized. Gene Ontology annotation, molecular function: protein binding. NCBI's taxonomy places the organism in Eukaryota, Metazoa, Echinodermata, Echinoidea, Camarodonta, Strongylocentrotidae. The coding region runs from base 96 to 1793 and encodes 565 amino acids. The transcript is spliced from 8 exons. The record is from RefSeq and is a predicted model, not a curated record. Gene Ontology annotation, cellular component: nucleus.
ACGACUGGUGUAAAAGUCUUUUUAAACGAUAUCACCCCUGGCGUCGUUAUCGGAAAUUUGCUGAAGCUUGAUUCGUCUCGCGGAACGAUUGGAAAAUGGCCGCAAAUAUGGAAAUGUCAGAAUGGAUCAAGUUUUUCACUGCUGCUGGUAUUCCUGCUGGUUCAGCUGCCAAGUAUUCUGUGGUGUUCCUAGACAACCGCAUCCAGAAGAGCAUGUUGAUGGACCUCACCAAGGAGUACCUGAAGGAGAUGGGAAUCUCCAUCAUGGGAGAUGUGAUUGCUACUCUCAAAUAUGCCAAGACAGCUCACAUAAAGUAUGAAAAUGAGAAGCCUGCCUUAACAGCCUUGUCUACUAACCCAGAUGCCAAGGUGGAAGUGAAGCGACAGACUACCGCUGGAAACAGAAUGCUGGAGCACUACAUGAGAAAAGAAGGCCUCAUGGAGGGAAGUAGUUCAAAGGUCACUGUAUCACCCUCCAUGGCAGUCAGGCUUGGAGCUGUACCAGUUGGAGUGGACAAGGCUGAGGAUACAUUGAGCAGUACAAAGAAGACAUGUGGGAUACUAGGAGACACUGCAGAGGUGACUCCAGUCAAAAGGCCACGUAUGGUGAAGCCAGAGGAGGAAGGGAAAUACGUCAUCAGCCUGCCCAAAGGAACCACGCCAAAGACAAUGAAAAUCUUGGAGCAGAAACAACAGCAGCAUAAAGGAUUAGAAGAAGAGAAAACUUCUUCAGUUUUUGCUCGUCUUGGAUCAGGGAAAAGCCCAAUGGUCACACAGCCAGUGCAACAAUCGAAGAAUGCGGAAACAUCAGCAGCAAAGACUCCUGUUGGAUCCAAUGUGUUCAAUCGCUUAGGUAGCCAGCGGAAGAGGGUUGUCUCAGGUUCGCAACCAGUUGAGUACCAAGGUGUAUUGAAGUCUCUUACUUCACCAUCCCUCACACCAGCACCAGCUGCUACUACAGUUCGAAUCACAAAACCUACACCAGUGCAAGUUACUAUGGGAGCUUCAAAGCUGGUUUCUGCCACGCCAGAAGCAAGUCUCCAGAAGAGGUUAGGAAAGAAGGUUGUCACGCCAAACCGAGUGACCACGUCUGCUGAUGGUGCUAAAAAUGUCAUGGCUAGACUUGGAGCACUGCCUGGAAAACCAAGAGUAGUGGCAACUCCUCCCGCCAGCACCAAGCAAAAGGUGACUGUGACUAUCGGUGGAAGGAAGAAGGUGGCAACCAAAAGGUCAGCCUUGGAUCGUCUUGGUGUGCAGAAGCCAGAGGUAUCCACAACCACUCACAUGGAUGCCUUUGGGGUGAAAUCAAAGGUGCAGGAUCGCCUGGGUGGAGCAGAGCCAAUGACAAGGACAUUAGCAACAGGGACUGUCAAGUUAGCUUCAGAGAGACCCAUCUUCCAGAAGUCAAUGCAGGCCAGGCUUGGGGCACCAGCCAAUGCCGCAAAGGUUAGCAGUGUUAGGAAAGAACCUGGCGUGAAGCAAAGAGUGACGGUAACCCUAGGAGGAAAGCCAACCGCCAUGCAGAAACGACUUGGCAAAGCAGGACUGGGGGCAUCCAAGGUGGUAGCUUCCCCUGCCACAGCAAGCACAAAGGUCCUCAAGAGACUGGGUGCUCCAGUGGGGUCACAGGUGCCUAAGAAGAAGUCUACGAUGCAGGAUAGGUUAGGUCUGAUGAGAGCAGAGGCUACAUCCACCACACCAAGUAUCACUGUUACGAUGGGUGGACCAGGAACAAGCAAGAAGACUGCUGGUCAGGUGUCCAAACAAAAUGUAUUCAGUCGAUUGGGAUCAUGAGUGCUUUCAACCGUUGCUUUUUUUUAUAUAUCUAGAGACUAUACAGAAUAUUUAUUCUUCUUUGUGGAUGAUAUGUACAACUUGAUGCUGAAAAGCAUUAUUUGGAGAUCCUUUCUCGAUACAAAUAUCCUAAGACUGUCACCUGUUAUCAGGAAGUUCAACUGGCUACUAGUUUCUUGGUGUGAAAUUGUCUUAAAAAGUUUAAAUUAAUGUCAGCUUUAUGUAGUUUAUUUGAAAUACCAUGUGUUACUUUGAAAUAUGAAGAAACAUUUAUUUUAGAUACGUGUACAUAUCUCAACAUGAUAAUUAAUUCAGUUUAUUUUAUUAGAAUGAAUUUGUUUUGCAAACAUGUACCACUGUUUCUAUAGCUACAUGUACCUGUACAUUUGACAAGGUUGCAUUGUGCUGUUAAAAAUAUAAAAAAAACCUAAUAGGUUUUAGAGGGUUUUAAAUUAGAUAAUAGGUUAAAGUUCAUAUAAAGUCUCAUAAGCAAAUGUCUCAUUUGUAUCUGAUCUUUGUACAUUAUCAUUUUAGUCGAUUAAAUAGAUAGUGGGACAUUCAAAGAUGAUUUAGAUUUUGGGCAUUCUGAAAUGGAAUAUUAGGAGACAAUGCUUGUUGAAAAAAUUAUCAAGAUUCCCUAUAUUGAUCUGAAUCUUCAUUUACUUGUGUAUGUUUGAAACUCCUGUCAUGAAUUCAAAUGUAUGUUUGGUGACUUCUAUCAUUUAGUGUAUGGGCUUAUGUCUUUUUUGUUCAUUACUUUCAUUUUUUAUGUUACACUAUGGUCUACAUCACUGUUAAUUUUUUUAAUAUCCAUUUCUUCUUUUUUUUUCAUAUAGAAAUUAGCAUGCUUUUAAUUUGUUCGUCAUGUUUUAAAGUAAAAUGUUUGUUAAAAACAUUAUUGCUUUAAAAAAGUAUCAUGUAAGUUUAUAUAUG